GGAAACGUGUCAAAGCUCAUUCAGGUACUGAAACGAACACACGUAUACAGCGCAUUGUCGACCCAGCCAUGAGGACGCUGUGUUUCCUUCUGACGCUUUUUGCGGUGGGCUUAUUGCCCUGUUCGUCUGCUUGCCCAAAGUACUGCUACUGCGACAGUUACGAAAAAGAUGAAUAUUCUGUGAGGUGCAAUGGUGCCAACAUAACUGCCAUCCCACGGGAUAUUCCAAAGAACACAACAAUGUUGGAUAUCAGUUUCACCCCAAUCACCAUGCUACGGAAAGGAGACUUCGUUGAUAUGCCCAAACUCAAACAGUUGAACGUCUGGUGGAACCUCAACCUGACCAUGGUCGAACUGGGAACCUUCGACAAUCUACCAACCAUCACGUCACUCGGACUGUUCAAUAACUCUUUCACCAAGCUACCGACCGGACUGUUCGACAGCUUGAAGAACCUGAAGACUUUUGACGCUCACAACAGUAAGCUGGAGAUGAUCCAACACGGUCUAUUUACCGACCAUCCUACCCUACAAGAGAUCAGACUAUUCUUCAACAACAUUGCCGAGCUGGAAAGUGCCGCUUUUGGUGGCCUUCCUCACCUGACCUCCUUGUAUCUCAGUUCCAACAGCCUGACGUCUCUUAACCCGUCCGUCUUUAAGGGUUCACCUAAACUGAAGUCCUUGAAUGUUGGCGAUAACGCGAUCACCGCUAUUGGUAAAGAUGCCUUUGCCGGCUCCAACUUCGAGACAUUGUACCUCAGUAGAAAUGCCAUCAAUACCGUAGAUGUCGACGCCUUUUCCCAUCUCAAAGGCCUUCAGUCUGUUUCCCUGGAUCAAAACAACAUCAAAGAUCUAAAAGGCGUCUUUAAAGACCUUCCUCAACUUCAGUCUGUUUCCGUGUAUGGUAAUCAACUCACUAGCAUCGAAGGUGUCUUCCAAAACCUCCCCAAACUUGACAGUCUUUCGUUGAAUGGAAAUCAAAUCUCCAAAAUCAGCAGCACCACAUUCGACGGUGUCUCGGCGAUAACCUCACUGAGCAUCAGCAGUAACGUCAUUGAAGAGGUUGAAAGCGGGGCUUUUCGAAACCUUGAUAGCCUUCAGACAAUUUACAUUGACAACAACCAGAUUCCAGAAAUCUCUUUGGCAGGCUUGCAGUCCCUCAUGACUCUUUACAUUGACUCCAACAACCUGCAGAGUUUCCCCACCAACCUGGAAGAUGCCAACCAGCUGGAGUCCCUAUCUUUAAACAACAAUCCAAUCAAGGAACCGCUGGAAGAGCAGUUCUCAGUUCUACACAGACUGUCCAGUCUGUAUCUGUCUAACAUCACCAGUCUGAAGUUGGCGGGGACACUGCAUCCUAAAGCGCUGUGUGGCUCUGAAGCCCUUGACGAUGUGUGGCUGAAUAACAAUGGACUGGCUUCCAUCCCGCCCACAACCUUCGAGUGCACACCGUUCAUAUCCACAAUAUGGCUUUCGAACAAUAACCUGACAGAACUGAGUCCCCGCUUGUUCCAUGGUCUGACAGAGUUGAAUUGGAUAGAUCUGUCCGACAACCAACUGAGCCACCUGGACCCUGACACGUUUAUGGGUCUUGAUAAGCUCAGGUCUCUUUCUCUGAGUGGAAACAACUUCACCAACAUGGCACAUGUAGCUCCGGCAAUAGCGAACCUUCCCAUUCUACUGUACCAGACCCUGGACGAUAACCCGUUUGUCUACCUUGGUCACGACUCCUUCGCAAUGCCUAUGAAGCAUGUGAACUCGUUUUCUGUAUCUAGCACACACAUUCGUAUCAUAGAAGAGGGAACUUUUUCCCACGUUACAUUCCCCAAUCUGACUCGGUUGGAACUUGAGCAGGACGAUUCCUUGCACUUCUUGCCAGGCAAUAUGUUGGACGGCCUCGACAACCUCACGGCCAUGAUCGCGUAUGACGAUCCUUUCCACUGUGACUGCCAGCUCAAGGCCUUCAUCACCUGGCUACGUGAACGAGUCAACCCUCCGUACGUGAGCGCGACUUGCGCCAGCCCGCCGAGUCUAAAGGGCAAAGACCUGACGGACGUUCCCCUGGCCAGUCUGACGUGUGACUGCCAACAGGUGGAAGUUCCUUCAAUCGAUACGAGUGGCAGUGAUAACUUCACCCGUGAGGGUCAGACCGCCAUGCUGAACUGUAAGGUCUCAGGCUGUCCUGAAGCCGAGUUUUUCUGGACCACCCCAACCGGAGCCAUGUUGGCUGUGGAGUCGGGGUUCCCUAGGAUGGAGGUACUGGACAGCGGUACCCUGGUGGUGUCAGACGCGAGGGAAAGGGAUACAGGGGUGUACACAUGUACCGCUGUCAACUACCGCGGGAAGGCCAGCAAGGAAGUGGCUCUGCAUGUGGGAAACAACAGCCGCUGAAAUGCAGUCAAAUGAUCUGUAGAACUGUAGACACUAGCUUGCUGACACUUGAAAUGCACUCAAUAGAAACUUUCCGAAUGAUAAAUUAUCAUGUUCAUCAGUAAGAGUGAUAUUGAUAAUGGGAUGAUCAUUUUACCACAUUAUUUCAUACCCAUGACAUUUAAAAGCACUGGAAUUCACAAUGUAGUUCCCCUAAUUUCAGGUGGAGCAAACAAAUUUGCCGUGGCAGCAUGUCAAUAAACUGGCAGCUUUUGUAUAAGAUCAUAUCA
Molecule: messenger RNA, 2656 nt
Organism: Branchiostoma floridae (Florida lancelet)
Lineage: Eukaryota; Metazoa; Chordata; Leptocardii; Amphioxiformes; Branchiostomatidae
Product: leucine-rich repeat-containing protein 15-like
Exons: 4
Coding region: 69-2387 (772 amino acids)
Biological process (GO): immune response; toll-like receptor signaling pathway
Cellular component (GO): plasma membrane
Molecular function (GO): transmembrane signaling receptor activity; protein binding
Source: RefSeq, a predicted model, not a curated record